Pseudogymnoascus destructans is the source of this 2367-nucleotide messenger RNA. Its product is annotated as accessory factor associated with RNA polymerase II. Gene Ontology annotation, molecular function: RNA polymerase II complex binding. Gene Ontology annotation, cellular component: Cdc73/Paf1 complex. Gene Ontology annotation, biological process: transcription elongation by RNA polymerase II; positive regulation of transcription elongation by RNA polymerase II. The coding region runs from base 1 to 1407 and encodes 468 amino acids. The transcript has 2 exons. The record is from RefSeq and is a predicted model, not a curated record. NCBI's taxonomy places the organism in Eukaryota, Fungi, Ascomycota, Leotiomycetes, Thelebolales, Thelebolaceae.
AUGCGGGUUUGGAUUAGUGCGGCUACCGUGUGUAUUAUCCAACUUCACCUCGAAGCCGCCGAGCUCCAAAACCACCAAGACCAACAACCAACACCACCACCACCCAGCAUCAACAUAUCCAACCCCAUAUCCGCGCCGCACCUCAAGAUGGCAUCCGCGGAUAGCCCCCAGCACGACGCGCUCCUCCUCCUCCGCCAGUCCAUCGCCUCCUCCACCGCCGCCCUCCCAACCCUCACCUCCACCCCCCCAACCACACCCCAAACCGCCGACGACAUCCCCCUCUCCAGCGCGCAAUACCUCCACUUCCCCCACUCCUCCACCUCCCUCGCCCUCACGACCCCAACGCGCUUCCUCUCCUCCUCCAAACCCGUCGAUUUGAGGAGUAUCUACUUCGCCUGGCUCAAGCGCGAGGUCGCAAUCCCAGACUACAACGCCGCGGCGCUCGCACUCAACACUGCUCUCACCGCUGAUGGCGGGGCGGGGGGGACGGUCCAGAACCUCGCGUUCGUGGAGAGGUUGGAUCUGAUUACAUGGCUUGAGGGCGCGUCGGAGGAGAGCGAGUAUAUCCGUCCUCUUGCAGCGGACGCGGCGGGCGCGGCAGCGAGCGCGCAGGUUGCGGCGGGGAAGGCGGUUGCGCCGGCUGCGGCUGGGGCGGGGGCGAGGAAUCGCACAGUCGAUCCGAGGUUGCAGGAGAUUUAUAACGGGGAGCGGAGGAUGGGUGAUCGGAAUAGCGUGUUGCGCGGUGUGAAGCCUACUGACUUCUCCCACGUCCGCAAAAUCGCCCAAACCUUCAUCGGCCGCAAGCCCGGCGCCCCCGCCUCCUCCUCCCACAGCGCGCGACCCACCGCGCUCCCACACAACCCCAAACCCACCCGCCGCCCCGACCCAAUCAUCCUCGUCUCCCCCUCCGCCUCCUCUCUCCUGCGCAUGUCGAACAUAAAAUCCUUCCUCGAAAGCGGGCUCUACGUCCCCCCCUCCGACUCGCUCUCCACCUCCACCUCCACAAUCCUGCAUCUCUCCCGCAUAAUCCCGUCCAUCGACACAACCCGCCCCAUCCGCUUCAUUGUCGUUGAUUCCCCCGAGCAAUUCAAGCCGGAGUACUGGGCGCGUGUGGUAGCGGUGUUCACGACGGGGCAGACGUGGCAGUUUAAGAACUACAAGUGGCAAGCCCCGCAAGAGCUGUUUAGGCACGCGCUGGGCGUGUAUGUGGGAUGGAGAGGGGAGGCGGUGCCGGAGGCGGUGAGGGGGUGGGGGAGGGGUGUUGUGAGUGUGGCGCUUGAUCCGUGGAGUGGGGGGAAGGAGACGAGGUGGAGGGAUAGGGAGGGGGUGGAGGCGGUGUGGAGGGGGGUGGAGGAGAUUAUGAGGGUUAAGGGCUGGUCGAAGGAGAGUGGGCCGGUCAAUGCUUAGGGGAGGUUGGGGAUGGGUGAGGGGGUGGAUUUGUAGGAUGGAGUGGCGUGCGGGUUUGCUGGGGGCAAGCGGUGCAUUUGGUUGGAGUUUGGUUGGCGUUUGAUAGAUGAUGCCCUUUGAAGGUGGUCUGGAAAGAAACAGCGGGGGACGCAUGUAAGAAGCUGGCUUUGUAGAAUUACACAUUCGGCAAAUUGGCAGGACGAAUGUACACCCCAUAACAUAUCCGUGCUUCCUACCUACAACUCCCACCCAACCCCUGCGUGCACACUCACCCACCAAUCACCACAUCAUCCCCUCUGAUAUCUCACAAGCCAUUCACUCAUACCGCACAAACAAUCCAGUCAUCCUGACGGCAUUAAGAGGCUAUCUCAUUCCUACUCUAAUUUCCGCAUCAUCCAGCCAGCCAUUGGUGUAUGCACCGACGCCUUCCAAACACACAAAGGUCAGUCCAAAGCACCUCCCCGCCAUCUCAUCUUCAGGGUACCCCCCCCCCCAUCCUAAUCCAAAGUAACUUAAAAAAGCAACGACGCAAAAAGAUUAAAAACCAAAAAGCAACAAAAAAAAAGGAAGACGGGGAGCGCCAAAUAAAUGUCUAGAAUGAGCGAUUAUUAUCCUGAUGUAACCUUUCUGCUUUCCCUCCUCCCUCCCCCAAGUCUUCUCUUCUUCUCUUCUUCUCUUCUCUCUUCUCCAUCAUAAAUGCCUGGAUAUGCAUCGUCCAACCCCCCCUUCUCGCGGCCCCUCAGGCGCAGAAGGGCCCGCUGGAGGAGAUCUCGAAGCGACGAAAAGCUAUAAACAAGAAAUCAAAUAAACAAGCAAAAGCUGUAUUACGAGUAGUAUAUUUGCGCGCGCGCGAGAAAAAAAAAUAAAAUAAAAAAUAAAAAAAGAAGCAGCAACAAUAAUAACAGCAACAGCAUCGAGCGAGCAAAAAACCAGCAACAUGUCCUGUUUGCCCCUCCCUUC